AUUUUGGCUUUGGCUUUGGCUUAGAAAAGGAAAUACUUUGCUUAGUUUUUUCGUUCGUUUGUUAAGUUUUCCUCUGGUAUAAGUCUAAUGUCAGUUUCUUAUUAUGAUUAUGAAAUGGUCAUAUUCAUGUUAGGGCAGCAUAAGAAACUAUUACCUAUGUAGAAAGGAAAAAACAGACAUGGUCAAGGCACUGAUCAUCUUUAUGCGUUGUAUUUUUUGCUUGGAUAAACAGGUAGUCUCCUAGUUCAUUUUUGAGUGCAGAAGCAUGGUGUAUUUGAAACCGACCUGGUUCUAACCAAGGAUUCAAAGUUUGGAUCUUUGUGUAGGUUGAGUUACUUGAUGACAUUGCUUGUUUGUGCUGUCAUAUGGCCUUUAUUUCGUGUAUGAGUGAACAAAUCUAAUACCGUAAAAUGAGCGAACAAAUCAAAUAUGGCCUUUAUGUCAGUUUUGGCUGUUAGGCUGGCUUUGCAUGUUAUUUUCCUAUAUAAACAGAUUCAGACAGGGCUGCGGUCCAUUUAAUUAUGCAGUGGACUAUCUAGUAGCAUUUUAGAAUGUUUGAUAAUGUGUUAACUAGGGGCAUCUUGUUCAAUCUUCUGCAACCUUUUUCUUGUCCCAUUCUUUAGCAUUCACAUUUGUAGGAAAGGCUCUCGCAGAUAAAAAGAUUAGUGAAUUGUGAACAACCAAAAUGUGUUCUUAUAUGUAAUUGUUGCAGGUUGGCAUUUAGUUUUGCUGAUUUACGAUUGAUAUGUUUGCAUUCAUUUUUCUUCCAUAGGUACUAAAGCUUGGGCUACUUUUGAUAGUGAAGACAGUUCCAUUUUGCUGAUCAACCAAGAAGCUUCUCCCAUAACUGAAAUAGGCGUCAUUCUAAGAUGGCAAAAGAAUCAGCCGUUUGGAAUGAGGGUUUAGUAGAUCUUUUUUGUGACCUAUGUAUGAAGGAGGUGGAUAAUGAUAAUCGUCCACACACUCAUUUUAAUCCGGAGGGAUGGGCGAAUAUAAUCAGUAAUUUUUCUAAAGAAACGGGAAAGGAAUAUACCAAAAAACAACUGAAAAAUAAAUGGGAUUCCCUUAAAGAACAUUGGAAAUUAUGGAAAGAAUUGAAGGGGAAAGAGACCGGUCUUGGGUGGGAUCACAAGAAACGGACUAUUGAUGCAUCCGAGGAGUGGUGGCAUGGCAAACUUGAGAAAAACAAGGAAUAUGCAAAGUUCAGGAAAAAGGGGAUUACACCUGAGUUUGAAGUCAAGUUGGAUAAGAUGUUCAUGGGUAUUGCAGCCACCGGUGUGCAUGCAUAUGCACCAUCUUCUUCACUACCCAUUCCUAGAAGUCCAGAGCAAGCUGGCAACCGUGAAGGUAGUGGUGACUCUGAGGACAAUGAUCAACCCAAAACCACUCUGCCUAAAAGAAAAAGAAAUGAGAGAGCUGAGAAAGGUAAAGGAGAAAUACCAAAAAAGGAAAAGGUGGGAGGUGCUGCUCAUUUGGCUAAACAAAUUGACCGAAUGUGUGAGUCAAUUGAGAGUAGAAGUACAACAACUUCAAUGAUCAAUACAAGUGUGCAGGAAGGUGGAGGGACUAGUAUUAAGGAAGUGAUGAAGGAUGUCACUUCAUUGCCUGGAGCUGAGCAGGGUAGUAGGUUGUGGUUUUUUGCCACCCGGUUGUUUUUAAGUUCAGAGAAGAGAGAGAUGUAUUGCACCAUGGAAGAUGUUGGAGUGGCUGAAAUUUGAGAUGAAUGAAAAAUAGAAUUAGGUUAUGUUUGAGAUUUUAUGUUUGUGUUUCUUUCAGCAUGGUUUUAUUACGAGAAUUUGAAGUUUACCUUAUGUUUUUCAGCAUGUGGAUAUUCAUUGGAUAUUUUUAUUAUCUAAACCUUAUGAUACUACUUA
This is a messenger RNA of Rosa rugosa (rugosa rose), 1874 nucleotides long. RefSeq names its product L10-interacting MYB domain-containing protein-like. Lineage: Eukaryota; Viridiplantae; Streptophyta; Magnoliopsida; Rosales; Rosaceae. The transcript has 3 exons. The record is from RefSeq and is a predicted model, not a curated record. Bases 870 to 1718 code for a protein of 282 amino acids.